Messenger RNA from Closterium sp. NIES-65, 7980 nucleotides. NCBI's taxonomy places the organism in Eukaryota, Viridiplantae, Streptophyta, Zygnematophyceae, Desmidiales, Closteriaceae. The record is from the annotation of a GenBank genome assembly.
AUGCGCGAAGCAUAUUCCGCAAGCCCCCCCCGUCAAUGGCUGCGCGGAUGCUGGCGGCGGAGCGCGGCGCAGGCCACGCGCGCGCAGCGAGCGCGGACCUCACGGCGCACUACGUUGCAGCUUCCGCUGGGGGUGGGGGUGGGGGGGGGGGUUGCGGGCGGAGGUGCUGCUGCUGCGAGCGCGGGAGGUCUGUCUUGGGGAGCGGGGGCGGCGGACGAAGGGGGGCGCAGCGGGCGCAUCUCCCGCGUUUUCAGGCGGUUAGGGCUGGGGAGCGGACGCUCGUCCCCGGUGGGCGUGAGUGGGCUUGGGGGGGCGAGCAGCGGGAGGGUGGACAUGGGGGUCGCGGGGGGAGCGGGAGGCGGGUUCGAAAAGAGUUUCUAUGAUACGCCGUUGCCUCUAUCAGAGGAUAGGAAACGGCUGAAUAGGCCGUCUGCUGCUGCUGCUGCUGCUGCUGCUGCUGCUGCUGCUGCUGCUGCUGCUGAAAGUGGGACGGUGGAAUCGAAGAGGAGAGAGGAAGCAGAUGCGAGGAGGGAAGAAAAGGAGUACGGGGGAGAGGAAGUGGAGGAGUGGGAGGAAGAGUUAGUGGAGGAGAGGGAGGAGGAGGCGAGGAGGAAAGGAGUGAGCACGGACGAGAUGCAUCAGGGGUUGCUGUUGAGAGGCUUGCGUGGUGGUGGUGACGGCGGUGCUAGUAGUUCUUCUGCCUUCCAUGGCAGCCGUUUUCCCGUGUCGUCCCCUCCUCACAACGCACCUGCUUCUGCUACGCCCUCUUUCGCGAGAGGAGCAGCGCAAGGGGCCACUCCCGCCGGCGCAGCAGCAGCAGCAGCAGCAGCAGAUGCAGACACAGCAGAAGGCGCAUCAGCAGGGGCAGAGGCGGGGGCGUGGGCGGUAGGGCAGGAGAUCGAAGUAGACGUGGUGGGGGAGGAUGGGCGCAGCAGCACCAUCCCUGCGCGCCUGGUGGAAGCCACAGUGGUGCAGAGCGGUGCAGGGGGGCGGCGAGUGAUGGGAAAGAUUGUGCUGGCAACAGGGGAGGUGAUGAUGGUGGCGGUGGAAGAGGAGGAGGGGGAGCGCGGAGGCGCGCCCAUGGCGCAGCCUGUGGGGAAGGGGGACAGGGGGGACGGGGGGGACGGGGGAGAAGGGGGGGACGGGGGGGAUGGGGGAGAGAUGGUGGCUUGGGGAGGAUCGGGAACGGGGGUAGGGAGAGCGGUUGCAGCUGGCGUGUGUGCAGAGGAGUUGGGGGCGGUAAGAGUGGGUGGUGGGAGUGAGAGCUUGGGCGAUAGACUUGGUGGGCGGAGGGAGGAGAAGACAGGGGGGAGGGAUAAGGAGAGGGAGAGGAAGAAGGAGAAGGAGAAGGAUAAAGGAAAGGGGAAGGAGGCUGGGAGUGUGAAGGAGAAGGAUCGAGCGUUGAGGGAGGUUCUGGAGAUGUCUAAGGGGAUUGGACGGUCCAGAUCGAGCAUGGCAGAGCUGAUCAAACGGGUGAGCAAGGACGGAGGGUGUAGCAGUUCGGAUGAGAAGGAGGGGGAAGUAGCCGGGGGGUCGCAGGGAGGGGGGAGAAAAGAAGGGCCGAGAAAGGAAGAGGGGCGAAAGGAAGUGGGAAAGAAGGAAGGGGGCGUGGGCAUGGGCGUAGGCAUGGGCAUGGGGAAGGGGAAGGAUGCAUUGAGAAAGGAACGAAGCAGUAAACUGGGGCGAUCACAGUCGAAUGUUGGUGAGCAACGUAGGGGUGGUGCGAUGGAAGGGGAGGGGGUGGGGAGGUCGCGAGAAGGUGCAGGGGAGAAGCGGCGGGGAUCAAGGCUACGAGGGACGUCACAGGGUGGUAUGUCCUGGGGUGGUGCUGCUGAUGGCGCUGCUGUUGGUGGGAGUGGUGUGGCUGGGGUGGGUGGUGUGGGUGGUGUUGGUGGUGGUGUUGGCAGUGGUGGUGGCGCUGCUGUAGGUGGUGCGGGGGUGGGAAGCGAGGAGGAGUCGGUUGUUGGGAAGAGUGUGACUCUGCCGCUGGAGAGGGAGAGGGAGAGGGAGAGGGAGAGAGAAAGGGAGAGGGAGAGCGAGAGGAGGGCAGAUGGGGGGGAGAGCGGUGGGGAGAAAUCGGGUAGGAAUGCCGCAGGCCUGAAUUUGGAAAGGACGGGAUCUGAUAAGAAAGAGAGGAGAGGAGGUGCUGAGGAGAGGGAGAAAGGGAGGAAGGGUGAGAAGGCACGGGAGAAGCUGGGCAGGUCUCAGUCUGUGGAGGUAGGGGCGGCUCAAACAGGCAAGCCUGCAGCAGCGAGGGGACAGAGGGUAGCCGGCACGGGUCGGAGCAGGGGGGGAUUGCGCUGGGCGCAGGCGGGCUCGGAGGGGCAGGGGUAUGGGGGGGGGGGAGGGGGAGGGGCAGGAGCAGGAGAGGGGGAGAAUCCAGAGGCCGUGGCAGCAAGCAUGCGGAGGGCGUGGGUGAGAGGCGGAGGGGGGGGAUCUCGGCUGAGUAUCCAGCAGCGGGAGCGGCGGCGCGCUCACAGCCGCUCCCAAAAGGACGCAGCUUGGUCCUUCCCUGCCAUGCCAGACCUUGAAGCUGCUGCUGCGCGCCUGGUGAGUGGGCCUCAGGAAGGGGAGGGGGAGGAGGAGGAAGAGGCGUUGCCUCCCCUGCCGGAGGGGGAGGUGGAAUUGGCAGCGGCGGCUGCGGCUGUGCGUGCUGCUGCUGGGUUGGGAGAUGGUGAGGAGAGUGAGAGUGAGAGUGAGGGGGAGGAGGAGGAAGGGAGGAGGGUUGGGGAUGGGAUGAUCAGCCCCUUGGUGAGUCCUAUCCGGAGCUCUGCUGAUCUUUCCGCUGGUGGGAGAGGUGGUGAAGGCGAAGAGGAGGAAGAGGAGGAGGAGGAGGAGGAGGAGGAGGAGGAGGAGGAGGAAGAAGAAGAGGAGGCUGCUACACCUCCGUCCCUUGGCCGUACAGAUGCCAGUGGCGGUCUUAUGACCCCUACCACCACCACCAUCGCCACCACUGCUCCCACCGUUCUACUCCCUGCAAGUUCACCAGCAGGCAAAUCAGCAGGCAGAUCAGCAGCAGCAGCAGCAGCAGCAGCAGCAGUGGCAGCAGGAAUGGGAGUGCCUCCUCUCUACUCCCCCGUGCUGAGACCGUCCGCGGCAGCAGCAUCAGCGUCCGUCAUUGCUGCUGCUGCUGCAGCCGCUGCAGACGCCCGCUCACGCACGCCUCUCCGCGUGGCCAUAGCGUCCCGCCAGGGCGCUGCUGCUGGCCGCUCAACAGCAGCAGCUGCUGCUGCCGCCGCUGCUGCUGGUGCGGGUGCCGGGGCUGCUGGUGGUGCUGGGGGUGUGAAGCAGGGGGGGAUGCUGUGGCAGCGCAGGAGCACGAGUUUUGGGGCUAUGGAGCUAGAAUCUCUAAUGACUGGAAGAGGGAAGGAUCCGUGGGGUAUGGGUUAUGCGGGCCCUCUCAGUUCUGGCGCCAAGGCUGUUGCAAGCGCUGUUGCUGCUGGUGCUGGCGCUGGCGCUGGUGCUGGUGGUGUUUUUGCAGUAAGGCCGCGUUCGCCGCUGCAGCAGCGCAAGAGAGUGAUGACAGAGUAUGAUGUGCUUCCUGGGGGCGGACCUGUGCGAUUGGCAGCAGCGGGGCCAGCAACAGGAGCAGCAGUGGGAUCGGCAGCAUUGGUGACCACACUAGGAGCGGAGAAAGAAGGUAGAGGAGGAGGUGGAGGAGGAGGAGGAGGAAGAGAAGGGGAAAGAGCGGGAGGAAGUAGGGACGGAGUGGGGAUGGAGAGACCAGUUGUGGGGAGAGCUGCUGUGCCAGAAGACGGUAGUUCCCUGCUUGCUUCUGCUGCUGCUGCAGCUGCUGCUGCCUUCGCUGCUUCUGCUGCUGGUGUUGGCGGUCUGAGAGGGCCCAGCCCUGCUCGCAUGCGGCCACCUGUCCCGCCCAGCACUGCUGCUGCUGCUGCUGCUGCUACUGCUGCUGCUUCCCCUGCUGCUUCUUCUCCUGCUGGUGAGGCUUCUGCUGCUGCUGCUGCUGCUCGUGGUGGGGCUGGUGCAGGGGCUGAUGAGAGGGCAGCAGGGAGUAGUGUGCUGGGGCGUGUUGCAUCGUUAAGUGAGGCAUGGCCUGUGAGAGGGGCAGUGAAGGCGGUGGAAAGGGAGCAGGAAGGGGCAGGAGAGGAGGAGCGAGGUGCUGUCUGGCAAGGGAAUGACGGGGAUGCUUCUGCCACUGCUGCUUCUACUGCUGCUGCUGCUGCUCCUUCUGUUGCUGCUGCUGCUGCUGCUGCUGCUGCUGCUGCUGCUGCUGCUGCUGCUGCUGCUGCUGCUGCUGCUGCUGCCGCUGCUGCUGAUGUGCAUCUGUUGUUGCAGCAGGAGCAGGAGCAGGAGCAGGAGCAGGAGCAGGAGCAGGAGCAGGAGCAGGAGCAGGAGCAGGAGUGGGAGCGGGAGCGGGAGCGGGAGCGGGAGCAGGAGAAGCAGCAAGGUAAGCAGCAGCAGCAGUUUGUCUCGGAGCAGGCAAGUGUGCAGCAGCGGGCGCAGCAGUCGCCACUGGCAAGGAUAAUGUCUGAAGAUGAUGGCGUGCCACGCAGCGACUCCGUGGUCAUACAUGAGUUCAGCUGUGAUGACAUGGACUCGGAAGGGGGAGUGGUGGCGGGUGAGGAGGGCAAGGAGGUCGAGGAGGGCGAGGAGGGCGAGGAGUGGGAGGAGGAGGGAGAGGAGGAGAGAGAGGAGAGAGCGGAGGACGGGAGAAGGAAGGAGUGGGAGGAUGUGGAGGAGGAGGUGGUGAGUGAGGAGGGUGGAUUGGAUGUGAGGGGAGGAAGAGCGGUCAAGGUGGUGCGAUGGAGCGAGGUGAAGGAGGAGGGCAGGGAGGGGAGGGAGGGCAAUGCACGCUUGGAAACUUCAGAGGAGGAUGAGUUAGAAGCAGAUGGGGAGGAGGAGACUGAUUCUGAUGGGGCAGAGGAUGAGACGGAAGAGGAAGAGGAUGAGGAGGAAGAGGAUGAAGUUGUUGAUGAGAUGAUGUUUGUGCGAUCGCUCUCGACGAUCCGACGGCCGGAAAUUGUUCGUCGGCUCAGCAGCGUACGCACAAUGGGAGCAGCAGCAGCAGCAGCAGCAACGAGCCGCGAGUUUGGGAUCAUAGGCAUGGCACGCUCAGCCGCACAAUCGUGCCAGGAGCACUGGUCCCGCCUCUUCCUCCGGUACUUAGAGCUUUCCCUCCAGCUGCCCUCACAUGCUGCUGUCGGUGGGGUGAACACCAGUAGUGCUCGGGAGCCUGCGCCCCAGCCGCGGUCGCUGUCGGGGCUGUUUGCUUCGGACGAGGGCGAGUGGCUCGGGAGUGCCGUGCCUGUGGUUCGGAGCGUGCAGAGCAACCCCAACUGGACGGCAGCUUCGGCUUUAAGAGAAUACGAGUGGGUGAAGAGAAAGUUCCAAGGGGCGUGUGGCAGCUGCGAGCAAUUCUCGGAGACUCAGGUGAGGAAGCUGUUUGCCUUUGGGCUAGCUGUGUGGAUCAAGUACUGGGAGCAGUGGGGGGAAGAGAAGCCAGACUGGGCAUAUGAGCUGGACGAGUGGUACGGUGGGGAGGAGGGCGAGGAGGAAGGUGAGGGAGAGGAGCAGGAGGAAGGGGAGGAGGAGAUGGGGGGCAACAGGCGGCAGCAGCUGCAGCAGCAGCAGGGGGCAGAAGGGAAUCGGCGCCCGUCCUUCUUCUCCUCCUCCUUGGCCCAAUCCCUGCGCCGCCACGGCACCUUAGGCCGCAGCUCAGCCGCCCUCGCUACUGCUCCCAUGCCCUCUCCUGUAGAAGCCCGGUGGGGCUCCCAAGGCUCGCUGCAGUACAGACUCGCCAAGGAAGCUCUAGCAGGGGCAGGGGCAGCAGGGGGAUCAAGGGGGGGAGGAGGAGGAGGAGGGGGGUACUUGCAGGGGAUGGUAUGCAGGCAAGACGAGGUGGUGUUGCUGGUGGGUCUUGCUGCGUCCAUCUGCUCUUGGCAGCCUGCCACAGCGUGCAUGUGCCUGCUUCACCUCCUCGACCGCCUCGCCAGCUCUUUCCAACAAGACAUUUCUCUAGACUCCCCCCACCACUAUGUGACAGGCAUGCCUGCUCUCUUUGACCUCCUCCCGUCCGCUCAUCUCGCCUCCUGCCGUGCACUGGUCAUGAGCUGCCUUCGGUCCGUGCUUACUGCUUGCUUUGACCGCGCUGCUGCUAGUGGCGCUCUGGGAGGAGGGGGGGAGGAUGGUGGGGGAGCGGGAGCGGGAAUGGGACGGUCGAGCUCGAGGCAUGAGCUGGUGAUGCAGGCGCUGUUGAAGCAGCAGCAGGAGCAGCAGCAGGAGGAGGAGAUGCAGAGGAAGCAGCGUGCAGAGCAGGGGCAGGGGCAGGGGCAGGGGCAGGGGCAGGGGCAGGGGCAGGGGCAGGGGCAGGGGCAGGGGCAGGGUCAGGCGGGGGCACCAGAAGAAGGGCAGGGAGAGCAGUCCAAUCCCAAAGAUCAGGAGAAGAACCAGCAAUCAAGACCACAACCACAAUCACAGCCCCAGUCACAGCCCCAGCCACCGCAGCAGCAGCCUCUAUCACCACCACCACCAGCAGCAGCAGCAGCAGCAUGGGCACCACUCCCUCUCUCAGCCCUUGCCGAGAUCGCACUAGCAGAAGGCAUAGCGCAGGCGAGGCACAGCAGCCUGGCGGAGCGAUGCGAGGAGGUAGACAGACUCUACUACUCCUUCGGCUUCGGCCCCGGUCUCCUAGCUAUGAACCUCGCUGUGGAAGCCCGGUCUCUCAGGAACCUCUCUGCAGACGAUCUACUGGCAAUUGCACGGCACUGCGUCCGAAUGGGUUUACACGAGGCUGCUUUUAGGUUCGGCAUGGCCGCCGUAGCUACGGGCAGGCUCGGCGUGGACGGGUUCGGGCAGGUGAUCUCGAUGGUGUUUCUCGGGCGAGGGGUGGAGUCGGUUUCAGCGCGGUUCGCGCGGCUUGCCACUGCGAUCAAGAAUGCACCAGGAUCAGCUAUGGCUGCCGCGCCUACAGCUACAGCAGCUGCAGUGGCAGCUUCUGUAGCAUCCGCGCUUGGCCCUGCGGCGAUGGCAACUGCAGGGCUGCAUCUGCCGCCGCUGCCGCAGCCGACACCAGCUCCUGUGUACAUCGGGCAGUUUGCAGAUGCGAUGCUGAGAAGCAAGCAGCUGAAGCAGCGAUUCCCGUGGGCGUAUGAGGUCACUCUGAACUUCCUCAGGAUGAAUCUGAGGGGUAGUAGUCCUGGGGGUGGGCUCAGUAGUGGUGCUGCUGGGUCGUUCAACCUUUCUGGUGCGUCUGCUUCUGCUUCUGCGUCUGCUUCUGCUGGUGAUAGUGGUGGUGGUGCUGGGAAUGCAUUAGAAGCGCUAGAGCGCGAGCUAGCAGCGCACGUGGUGCUAAACCGGUGGCUAGGAAUAGGCCUCCCAGGAAGUGGCGUGCGCACAGUGGGGCAGGCAGAGGAGAGGGCAGUGGAGGUAGUAGAGCAGAUUGCAGACCCGGAGCAGCAGGUGGGGUGGGCCGUGUGGCUGCGCGUGGGACGGCUGCUGGAGAGCGAGCAGCCGCAGCUGCCCAUGCUGCUGGAGACAAUGCAAGUCAAGUCCGUCAUGCAUACAUACGAGCUCAUAGAUGUCAACGGGGAGGCAGCAGAUUUCCUCUCUCUAGAAGCCUUUGACUGGGGCUUACAGGGGCUGCUAGCCUGCCUAGACCCCUCUGACGGGGCGGCGGAGCUCAUAGAUUUGAUUUACCCGCUGGACGAGGAGCGCGUGCUGCUGUGCCUCACCAUUGCCGCCCGCAUGGCUGCCACCCACACCGUGGGGAGCGGGCGGCGAUGGCCGACCCGGGAUCUGCCAAAGUUUGUCGCCCAGUUACUGUCCCUGGCUGAGACGUGGCGAAUGGAGGGCCAGCAGAUGUCGCGAGCAGUGAGCGUGGUCACUCUGCUGUGGGGAUGGGCGCUCCCAAAGAGAGAACAACUCAUGGACCAAUGCGGGUCUGCUGAUGAAGCAAGGGAAGUCCUGGAGCGCACUGCGUCCUCGAUAUGGAGGUCCCUUGCACAAGGAACCCAGAAGUAG